AUGGAAGGUUUUGAUGAAGAAAUUGACUUUGGCAAUCCAAAAGUACAGACUGAUGAAAUGAUGAAUUUUGAUUUUACUGGCAGCCAAAACCAAGCAGAAAAUGUGUUUAAUGGCUACUCAGAUCGACCUGAUCCUUUUGAAGGUGAACAAUCUCAUGAUAUAUUUGUGGAUGAGUCUAAGGAUCCAUUUUAUGAUGAGCCUGAACCAAUUAAAACAGAUCCAAAUGGAAGACCAGGCUUAAUUCAAGAAACUUCGAUGACAAUAGAAGAUCCAGAAGAAGUUGAAAGAACUAGACUAACUCUUAUAAACAGAAAAUUAAUUUUUUUUUAAUUUAUCAUAAUUUUUUUAAAAAAUACUCACAAGGGAAAUAAGAGACCAAGAAAAUAAUGCUAGAAUGAAAAAACUGUACGAAAAAGAUGAAAAAGAAAGAAAAGGAAAAGACGAAAAAAGAGCACAAGCUAAACAAGAAUUAAAGAAAUGGUAUGAUGAUAGAAAUAAAAUGACUGAAACGAAAAGAGAUCUGAACAGAGAAGAGGAAAAAAUGAAAGCACAACAGAAAAAAGGAUACACAGAUGCAACCAGCUGGAAAAAGGUAGCGUCAAUGAUUGAUUUCAAGGAAGACAGAAAAGAUGUGGGGAGAAUGAAAUCAGUUCUCUUGAAUAAAAAGAAUGAAGGCUAA
Messenger RNA from Blepharisma stoltei, 679 nucleotides. The record is from the annotation of a GenBank genome assembly. NCBI's taxonomy places the organism in Eukaryota, Ciliophora, Heterotrichea, Heterotrichida, Blepharismidae.